AUGUGUGAUCAGAGCCCAAACUCAUGCAUUGUAAAGACGAGCCACAGAGAANUAAAACUCUGCUGUGUAUACAACAUAUAUCAUUACGUAAAGAUUUCUGCUAUUGAAGAGAAAAUUCAAAAAAUCAUAAAAGUUGUGCAAGAAUUGUGUGAUAAGAGAGAAGAAAUAUCACAAGAUACAUUGUCUGUAAAAGAAAAUAUUGCAGAAAAAUUGAAUAUACAUAUAUUUGAAUCUACGCAAAAACUGACCAAAUACGAGGAAAUGUCAAAUGAAACAAAUAAAAAGUUACAAGAGAUAACUACUACUAUUAAUGGAAUAACAAAACUGCAAGCUGAUAUGAUAACAGAGGGAAAACAGAAUCUUUUUGAAAUUGGAGAACAACUAAAAGAAAUCUUUCAAGAAUUGAAAAAAUUUUCAGUUAUAGAAGAUGAUGUCUUAACCACUCAGUCAUCUGGAUGUCUAAGUUUAGUUUAUAUAAAAUUUAUGUAA
Molecule: messenger RNA, 489 nt
Organism: Centruroides sculpturatus (bark scorpion)
Lineage: Eukaryota; Metazoa; Arthropoda; Arachnida; Scorpiones; Buthidae
Exons: 3
Coding region: 1-489 (162 amino acids)
Source: RefSeq, a predicted model, not a curated record